AUGUAUUUUUUUUUUAAUAUUUUAAGUAAAUAUACAGCAUCUUGAAGUAGGAUAAAAACCCGUAGAUAAGUUUUUAAUUUAAUUAUCAUUCUAGUUUUAAUACUCAUCUAAAAAAUUACUUAUUCUUUAGCCACGUUUUUCUUGGCAUUAUGAAAUGUAGAAACUCAUGUUGAACUCAACAAAAGGCUACAUUCAGAACCUUAUCUAAUCGUAUUGUUCGGUUGAGGGUUCUGAGAAUUGUCCUCCUCCGAGUUACCUUUUCUCCUAUUCUCAUUUUCUCGCCGGGUUCAUUCCAGUUUUCUCUGUCUCCCCCAAGUAAUCAUCUCGACAGCAGACACAAUGGGAUAACAAAAGUUGGGUCUCGUCUCUGUCCAGUUUGUUCCCUUCCAAGUUCCUCCUCCGUCGCGUUCACUUGGUUAUUUGCCUGAGUUUUCGGACGGGUAAUUCACGUGGCACUAAUUGAAUUAGUUAACUGACUUUUGAGUCUUAUUCCUGGACUUGGAAACGAUACCGUUAAGCAUGAUGAACUUGCAAUAGAAUGCAAAGUGCGCAAUUAACAAGUGGCUGAAGGAAAAACCAAAAAAAUCUGCUUUUAUAAGUAAACGUAGACGAACUCAAGGGCCUGUUGAAAGGUCUGUUGUGUUUUUGGUUUCGGAAUCUUGGAUGUCUGGCCCAGUUCAACAGCAGCUGUUGCUGCCUUGCACCCUAAUUAAACAGAUGUGGGCAAACAAAAAGGAAGAACAACUUCCUCAAUGUCAAAUUUCAGUUCAAGGCAUCAAAUUUCAAACAAUUUUGGGAGAAUCCACAGUAAUUGAGGAGCGAGAGAUUCGAAUAAAAAGUCAUCAGUAUUCUUUGCAUUAAUUUCCAUUAUCGGUUUUUUAAGUACCAACAAUUUUGAAAUUCCACCAAUCUAAUUGAGAAAUAAUUACAUAUUUAUGAGUACAGCAAAAUGGCUUAGAAUAUUAGUGAUUCUUUCAUCCGGAAAACUAUCCGGAAAACUAUCUACCUAAGCCAGUGCACAUCAUUUUUUACUAGUUUGGUAGUAGAACAAUGAGGAAUAACUUAAUACCUCUCUUUGGAGCAGUUUUUGCUGUCAAUUUUAUGUUUAAUGAUGCCGUUGUCUUUAGGUUCACAAAUUUCGAGUGCAAAAGUUACAACGAGUCGUGGUUCGUUUUUCACUACUAUCGACUUAAGGCCGUCAGUCGGGAUAGAGUUCUGCUCAAUGUGAAUGGAACAAUUCUUCAUCCGGCCAAUGAUAUUCAACUGAGGGGCAAAAUGUUUAAAAAAGCCAGUGGUUUCAAACCAUGGGUACUGGACUCUACUGUGGAUGGCUGCAGAUAUAUGCGAAAGCGUUAUGAUCCUUUCUUAAAUAUCGUGUUCAAUAUUUUUAAAGACUUCUCAAACAUAAACCACACGUGUCCGUUUUUUGGCCCUCAAGUUGUCAAGGAUUUCUACCUUAGAUCGGAACGCUUAGCUCUGCCCUUUCCAUCGGGAGAGUAUAUGUUGGCAUUGCUGUGGUACUUCGAUAAGAAACGCAUAUUCGAUACCAACGUCAGCUUUCUUUAUCAAGAGGAUCUGUUAAGAAUGACUUAGAAGGAUCUAAAAUUAUCAACUACCAUAGAAAUAUAUUUCAUGUAAAAUAUUUUCUUUCAAUUUUUGUUUAUGGCAAAUGGGAUACUAACGCUAAUUAUAACAAGCAUAUGCUAUUAAUUAGCUAAACUCUUUGCUCUUUUCUAAAAAUAUUUACAAUCUCUGAACCCAAAACUUAGCCAAAAAUCAGGAAAGAUUAAGAAUGGCAAGGAAUGUGAUACAGAGUCCUUGACGGCUUAAGCGCUCGAAAGGCCCCUUGGGUAAUAAAUUAAAGUCAACAAAAGCGAGCGCUGAUUAGUUGGCUAUCGAUGUCAGCCAGGUAAAUAACAAAGUUUAACAAAUUACGUCAGGCACGAAUCGAAAUGGCCAAUAAAAAAAUUUGCAAAUCAAUGCAAAUGACGGGGCAAACAAUGGACGGUGCGGGGAGUUGGGAAUCGAGGGGUUUUGAUACAUAGGAGGCGGCACACAAAACCGAAAGCAGAAUUAAUUAAGCAAAGUGCGAGGGGGCUGGGGGAGGGCCCGAGAUUAGCAAGCAAAAGAUGUCAGUGUGUCACAAGGAUGCCGAUAAACGAGUUUCCCCCCUCUUUCGAUUUUGAAUAUUAGACAAAUUGAAUUAGUUUUGUUUUUUCAUCGAAAACAGGAAAAACGGGAAACUUCUGCCAAAUGCUGAUAUAGAAGUCGAGAUGCUCUGCGGUUAGCUAUGCUUUAGUCAGGCUUUAGAAAUACUUUCACUGAAUAAACAAAUGAUUCAUUAAAAAUGAUAAGAGAAGGUUUGCCAAAGAUUCUCAUUUCAAUAUCAUUCUAACCACUUCAAUUUUAUUUGAAAGUAUUACUAAUUAAUUUAUCUAGCCCAAAGAUAAGACAUAGCUCAUCUGUGCAGUUUCAUUUAUUUGUCUGCAGUGGCGUAGAAUAAUUUUCAUUAAUCAAUUUUUAAUCAGUUCUUCGAAACUAGUCAAUUUAUUAAUAUUUGAUUGACCUGUUCCACACACUUUCCUUCUAUUCCUAAAAUUGUUGAUGGCCUGUUCCGUUCGUUUAAUGAAAGUGCAUUCGCAGCGGCAGCAACAGUUGCUGCAACAAGUUGCACUUGCAUGUGCCACUGUGCACCGAAGCAUGCAGGUGAGAGAGAGAAGGAUGGAGCGGUGUGCGAGUGGAAUGGCGAGUCAGAUGCCAAGUCACACACACAAACAAUAUGCUUUAGAAUUUUAGUUUAAUGAUUUGUAACCGGUUUUCGAGGUGGCAACUCCCGUGAGACGGCUGCUGCAUUUGCUGCAGGGUUAUUUGUGCUCUGCCUUGCCUUACGCUCGCCCUCGCCGUCUCUCCAUCAUCCAACGCCUCUGUUUAAUUACACCUCUUCCUACGAACAACUAAAAAAAUAAUAACAAUAGCGGAAGUUAUACAAAAGCCGCAGAACCGGCUGUAUAACAAAAAAAAAAAAAAAGGGAAAAAAGAAUAUAAAAAAACAACAAGGGUUGCGAUAAGGCGAAAAAGAGUGGAGUUACGGCAACUGCGAGAGUCGAACAUGUGACGAAAGCAGUCGAGUUUAACAGCAUUUAACUGUUGUUUACACUCUUGAUUGCCCUUUGAUGUUCUAACUAGUGCAGAAAAGCUCACACACCAAUAUACGGUUUGAAUGGCUUAUACUUACAUAUAUAUACUUAAGCAUUUGAAAUUAGAAAUUCCUUUUGGAAAAUUCGAUCGUAAAAGAUUUGGACUGUGAAAAAUAUUUCAAUCCGUAUUGAUUGCUAGGAAUUUCUCGAGAUUCAAAAAGCAAUUUCAGAGUCAUCUAUAAAUAUGCAGAAAUCCUAACCAAAAAUUAUCUUAUUAAUGAUUAGCAAAAAUAUAAAAAUAUAUAUAAAAUAUUGUUUUUUAAAUAAAGAGUAUGGCAGUAUGGGAAAGCUAAUGGAAACGUGUUUUCACAUACAAUUCCGAAACAAUUUCUGCCUCAAGAGCGAGUCCGCGAAAAAUUAAAUGAAAAUUAAACAG
Molecule: messenger RNA, 3573 nt
Organism: Drosophila eugracilis
Lineage: Eukaryota; Metazoa; Arthropoda; Insecta; Diptera; Drosophilidae
Exons: 3
Coding region: 1051-1593 (180 amino acids)
Source: RefSeq, a predicted model, not a curated record